UUAUUUCAGCAAUUUCAAAAAUGUCGAGCAAAUCAACAAAGCGAGCAAAAAUCGAAGAUCCGAAGGACAACGUGUUCAUGGUGGAAAAAGUGCUGGACAAGCGAACUGGAAAAGCCGGCAGAGACGAAUUUCUCAUACAGUGGCAAGGAUUCCCCGAGUCUGACUCUAGCUGGGAGCCGAGAGAGAAUCUCCAGUGCGUCGAGAUGUUGGACGAGUUUGAGAGGGAAUUUUCAAAGAGAGAGAAACCAAUUCGCAAACGACACAGCCAGAAGCCCGAACCUUCCGAAGAUCAAGCGGAUCCAGAAGAGGAUAAAGAUGAAAAGAAGGAAACGAAUCAAAAUGACAAAUUCUCACUGGAAGGCAAGCAGUUAAAAUGCAUUGUCGGGCUCACCAAGGGACCUGGGGAACUUCAUUUUCUGUGCAAAUUCAGUGAUGACACGGCACGGCUUCUUCCAGCGAAGGAGGUGAACAGUCGAUACCGCCCGUUCGUCGACGCUUACGGCGAAUUUCUGAAGAAAAAGAUGGAGAGACGACACAAACGGAUUUCCGAGGGAAAGAAGAAGCGUUCGAUUGAGGAAGAUGAUGCAGAUGAUGAGUGGCCUGAAAUGCCACCGGGACAUCGAAUUCUUACAACCGAAGAACACGAGCUGCAACGUAGGAAGGAAUCGAAAAUAUCGCAGGACGUUGAGAUGACUGAAGCGCAAACCGCGGCCGAUAUGCUCAAUGAUAUGCACAUGGCGGCCAAUGGAGAUCUGCUUUCCAGCUUCCCACAAGAUUUCCUUGAAGACUCUGGCGAUGGAGAAGUUCACGAGGCGGCCAUCCUCUCCGUUUUCGAUGACAAUUCGAAUAGCCCGCCACCGUGUCCGAUCGUUGUCGACACUGUACCAGACGAUGAUGACAGUCUCUUGUUCCCAAGAAACUCAUAAAUUAUUUGAUCUCCGCUGUUUCUUUUUUUUUUCGAAAAUCCGAUUUAUAUAAAGUUUGAACAUUAUCUUUAUAUAAUGGAUAGUACAACAAAAAUCUCUUUAGAAAUAUAUAUAAAAAAUAUGUUAGAA
Caenorhabditis elegans is the source of this 1055-nucleotide messenger RNA. RefSeq names its product Chromobox protein homolog hpl-2 (gene hpl-2). Gene Ontology annotation, biological process: regulation of gene expression. Gene Ontology annotation, cellular component: chromosome; nucleus. The transcript is spliced from 6 exons. The record is from RefSeq and is marked reviewed. NCBI's taxonomy places the organism in Eukaryota, Metazoa, Nematoda, Chromadorea, Rhabditida, Rhabditidae. The coding region runs from base 21 to 926 and encodes 301 amino acids. Gene Ontology annotation, molecular function: chromatin binding.